Molecule: messenger RNA, 1311 nt
Organism: Penicillium griseofulvum
Lineage: Eukaryota; Fungi; Ascomycota; Eurotiomycetes; Eurotiales; Aspergillaceae
Product: M20 family metallopeptidase
Exons: 1
Coding region: 1-1311 (436 amino acids)
Molecular function (GO): hydrolase activity
Source: RefSeq, a predicted model, not a curated record
AUGAAGUUCUCUUCAUAUCUCGCGGCCGCGGCCAUCGUGUCCGGUGUCCAGGCUUCUCCGCACCCCGCACCUCAGCAACAACAGCUCUUGGGCGUGCCAUCCUCAGCCUCCCAGUCCAGCUACAGCCAGGAAGGCCUAGACGAUAUAAUCAGCCACUCACCUCUACUAUCCCUCCACCGAGACCUAGUCAAGAUCUCAUCAAUCUCCGGCAACGAGCACGAUGUCGGCCUCUUCGUCGCGCAAUACCUAGAAGCCCGGGACUUCACCGUGGUAAAGCAAGAAGUGCCCCCAGUGAAAGGCCAAGAGGACGCCAAAACCCGCUACAACAUUUACGCCAUUCCGAAAUCAUAUACAGAACCCCCCUCAAUCCUCCUCACAAGCCACAUCGACACCGUCCCACCAUUCAUCCCAUACUCCGUGCACCAGCCCGACUCCACCUCCACCUCCCCCGACAACCUCAUCCUAGCAGGCCGAGGCUCCGUCGAUGCAAAGGGCAGCGUCGCAGCCCAAAUAUUCGCAACCCUCGAAACACUAUCCUCAAACCCCGACGCCAGCCUCGGCCUUCUCUUCGUCGUCGGCGAAGAAAUCGGCGGCGACGGCAUGAAACUCUUCUCAAACUCAUCCCUCAACACGAACUUCAAAACAGUCAUCUUCGGUGAACCAACAGAGGCUGCCCUCGUCGCAGGCCACAAAGGCAUGCUCGGCUUCAAGGUUCUCGCUCACGGAAGCGCAGCGCACUCCGGAUACCCAUGGCUAGGCAAGAGCGCUGUCUCAGCGAUUCUGCCUGCGCUCUCGCGCGUAGACGUGCUAGGUGAUAUCCCCGUCGAAGAGGGCGGUUUACCUUCCUCCCCGAAGUACGGACCGACGACGCUGAAUAUCGGCGUUAUUGAGGCUGGAGUCGCGACGAAUGUUGUUCCUUCUGAGGCGUGGGCGGAUGUUGCUGUGAGACUUGCGGCUGGUACGCCUGAUGAGGCGCGGGAGAUUAUUCAGCGGGCUGUUGAUGAGGCGGUUAAGGAUGCUGAGGCGGAGGUUGUUUUGGACUUUAUCUCUCAUGGCGAGUCUUAUCCCCCGCAGGAUUUGGAUGUUGAUGUUGAUGGGUUUAAUGUUACUACCGUUAAUUAUGGUACUGACGUGCCGAAUCUGGUUGUCGGUGCUGAUGUUAAGCGCUACUUGUAUGGGCCUGGCAGUAUCUUUGUUGCUCAUGGUGAUAAUGAGGCGUUGACCAUUGGUCAGAUGAAGGAGGCUGUGGUUGGUUAUAAAAAGUUGAUUGAGGCUGCGCUGGCGAGAGAGAAGGGUGAGGUGGCCGUAUGA